Pteronotus mesoamericanus is the source of this 2115-nucleotide messenger RNA. It is a transcript of the gene MEP1B, whose product is annotated as meprin A subunit beta. The record is from RefSeq and is a predicted model, not a curated record. Gene Ontology annotation, biological process: proteolysis. The coding region runs from base 16 to 2115 and encodes 699 amino acids. Gene Ontology annotation, molecular function: zinc ion binding; protein binding; metalloendopeptidase activity. Gene Ontology annotation, cellular component: membrane. The transcript has 14 exons. NCBI's taxonomy places the organism in Eukaryota, Metazoa, Chordata, Mammalia, Chiroptera, Mormoopidae.
AGGUGAAGUGACAGCAUGGAUUCAUGGAUUCUGUCUUGGGUUCUGUUCCUUGCUUCUUUCCUCAUAGUUUCUGGCUUGCCAACUCCAGAAAAUUUUGAUGUAGAUGGUGGAAUUGACCAGGAUAUAUUUGACAUCAAUGAAGAUUUGGGACUGGACCUUCAUGAGGGAGACAUCAAACUUGACGGGGUACAAGAUAGAAAUUCCAUCAUUGGAGAAAACUAUAGAUGGCCUCACACCAUUCCAUAUGUUCUAGAAGAUAGCUUAGAAAUGAAUGCUAAGGGAGUUAUCCUCAAUGCAUUUGAACGCUAUCGCUUAAAAACAUGCAUUGACUUCAAGCCUUGGACUGGAGAAGCUAACUACAUAUCAGUGUUCAAGGGCAGUGGCUGCUGGUCCUCAGUAGGAAACAGGCAUGUUGGAAGGCAAGAACUCUCCAUUGGAGCAAACUGUGACCGAAUAGCCACGAUUCAACACGAGUUCCUCCAUGCACUGGGAUUCUGGCAUGAGCAGUCGCGUUCUGAUCGGGAUGACUACGUCAGCAUAAUUUGGGACAGAAUUCAGUCAGGCAAAGAGCACAAUUUUAACACCUAUGAUGACCAAGUCUCGGACACACUGAAUGUUCCCUACGAUUACACUUCAGUCAUGCACUACAGUAAAACUGCAUUCAGAAAUGGAACAGAACCCACAAUUGUAACAAGAAUCUCAGAUUUCAUGGAUGUGAUUGGCCAACGAAUGGAUUUCAGUGACUAUGAUCUCUUAAAGCUGAAUCGACUGUAUAACUGCUCCUCUUCCUUCAGCUUCAUGGACUCAUGCGAUUUUGAGCUGGAAAAUGUAUGUGGCAUGAUUCAAAGUUCAGGCGACAAUGCUGACUGGCAGCGGGUUCCACAGGUCCCUGCGGGGCCAGAGAGCGAUCACUCCAACAUGGGCCAGUGCAAAGGUUCUGGUUUCUUCAUGCACUUCGACAGCAGCUCUGUAAACAUGGGGGCCACCGCAGUGCUGGAAAGUAGAAAGCUGUAUCCUAAAAGAGGAUUUCAGUGCUUGCAAUUUUAUUUAUAUAACAGCGGAAGCGAAAACGACCAACUGAACAUUUACAUCAGGGAGUAUUCUGCAGGCAAUGAAAAUGGUACUUUAACCCUGGUGGAAGAAAUAAAAGAUAUACCCAUUGGGAGCUGGGAACUUUACUACGUAACACUGAAAGUAACCAACAAAUUCAGAGUGGUGUUCACAGGGGUCAAAGGCGCUGGCGCAUCAUUGGGUGGCCUAUCUAUCGAUGACAUCAAUCUUUCAGAAACGCGGUGCCCUCAUCAUAUCUGGCGUAUAAGGAAUUUCACACAGCUCAUUGGCAGCCCAAAUGGAUCUCUAUAUAGUCCUCCGUUUUAUUCUCCUAAAGGUUAUGCUUUUCAGAUUUACUUGAAUCUAAGCCAUUCCACUAAUGCAGCAAUAUAUUUGCACUUGAUCUCUGGAGCCAAUGAUGAUCAAUUACAGUGGCCAUGUCCUUGGCAACAAGCCACGAUGACACUCCUGGAUCAAAAUCCUGACAUUCGAAAACAAAUGUCCAACCAGCGGAGUGUAACUACAGACCCAUUUAUGACCACCGAUAAUGGAAACUAUUUUUGGGAUAGACCUUCCAAAACGGGAGAAGUGGCUUUUUUCCCUAAUGGAACUCGAUUUAACAGAGGUAGGGGCUAUGGAACCAGUGCCUUUAUAACCCACGAGAGGCUGAAAAGCAGAGAUUUUAUAAAAGGAAAUGAUGUUUACAUCCUUCUGACUGUGGAAGACAUAUCCCACCUUAACGCUACACAGACUACGCCAGAACCCCCCUCUAUCAACACUGACCCUUGCACAAACUUCAAGUGUGAGAACAACGGCAUCUGCACUGUCCACGGUGGCAAAGCUGAGUGCAGGUGUCCGUCAGGGGAAGACUGGUGGUACUUGGGAGAGAGGUGUGAGAAGAAAGGCUCCACUCGAGAUACCAUCGUCAUCGCCGUUUCUUCCACCGUCGCCGUGUUUGCGCUGAUGCUGAUCGUCACGCUCGUCAGUGUCUACUGUAUCCGGAAGAAAUACCGUAAAACGACAAGUUCAAACUCAGCAAGUAUUACGCUGGAAAAUGUAAGUUGA